UAGCACUAUAGAAUCUCAAAUUCAAUAUGGCGAGGAGCAUAAGCAGAUGGAAGUAAAUUUGCCCAGAUGAAAAUGCAAAACCAUUAUAAAAGCAGUGUCAUUCUUGAUAUUACAGAUCAUUUAAACUACAAUAACGUGAUUGUAAACCUAAAAUGAAACCAUAAGAAUAGCAGCAAAUCAAUCUAAAAGCAGAGAACUCAAUAACUUGGUUUAUUUUCUUGCAUAGUUGCAUAUGCUAUUCCCUUAUCUGAUGGGAAUAUUAUAAAGUACGAAAGGGUGUCUAAACAGAGUGUGAUAAUGACCUCUGUAUUCUCCAGUGAACUCUGCAGCUUAAAUGCCAAGAAUUUUAUAACUCGAGUUACGGAUGCAUUUCCUUGCCCCACCACUUCAUUCUUUUUAUCUGUUUGUGGUUCAAGGUUAAUAGCAGCGACAAGAAAUUCUUUCCUUCAAUUGUGUAGUAAGAUUCGUAGAAUUACUACAACUACUUUCUUCUGACCAUUAUUGUCUGUUCUGAAACAACAAAUGAAGAGGACGGGUGGUGAAAAUUGUAGCUUUCUUACAAUUUGCGCGUCCUAGAUGCUCAGUUUGCUCUACCAACACUCUUGAGAUGUACAGCCAUUUGAAGAUAUUCUACUCUUUCUCCAUUCCAAAUAAAGCAGAAUCAAUAUACAUGGAAGCCAAAACAACAUCAACUCAAGGAUCUCAUCUCUUUUUCUUCAACAAAUGGAGCAGCCUUUCAGGGUCUGCAUCUUUUGCAUAAGAACUUUCAUACACAGGGUGCUUGAACCCCCUGAUGAUGUCAAAAAACUUUUCCAGGACUACUCACAGAAUGGCAUCAUGUCAAUGGAUGAUCUACUUAACUUUCUAUCAAAGGUUCAAGGACAGAACAAUGCGAAGGAAGAUGACGCUGAGGCGAUCUUUAAUACUCUCAAGCAUCUCAACAUCUUCCCAAGAAAGGGUCUUAAUCUAGAAGCCUUCUAUCGAUAUCUUCUUGGCGAUCUGAACACUCCUCUUUCUCCAUGUGUGCACCAGGACAUGACUGCUCCACUAGCUCAUUAUUUCAUGUACACAGGCCACAACUCUUACCUGUCUGGGAAUCAAUUAAGCAGUGAGAGCAGUGUUAGACCUAUCAAAAAAGCUUUGCAAAAUGGUGUAAGAGUAAUUGAAUUAGAUCUAUGGCCAGCCAGGAACAACGAUGUGGUAGUUCGCCAUGGACGGACCCUGACGACAUCAGUGAAACUCCUCAGAUGUUUGCGUGCAAUUAAGGAAUUUGCUUUUGAGGUAUCCGAAUAUCCUGUUGUGAUAACGUUUGAAGACCACCUGACUGCCGACCUUCAAGAUAAGGUUGCUGAGAUGGUCACUAAAACAUUCGGAGACAUGCUGUACCGUCCUGAGACAGAUGAAUUAGAGAAACUAUCACCAGAGUCAUUGAAGAAGAAGAUUUUGAUUUCAACUAAGCCGCCAAGAGAGUAUCUUGAAACUCAAGACAGCAACUCUCCGCACAAGUCAGAAAAAUCAUCAGAGGAACAAGGGGGUGAUGAGAAGUUGCGUUCUUCAACAAUUAACCUUUUUAGUUGCUCAUCCAUGUGUUUCACUAAGCAGGAUCAGAUUGAUGAGGGAGAACAGGUUCAAGGAGAAGAUGAGGAGAUGACAAUACCUAAAUACAGGGAUUUAAUUGCCAUUCCUUCAGGGAAGCCAAAAGGUGGAUUAGAAGAAUGGCUCAGAAUAGAUGAGAAAGACGUAAGACGUCUGAGCUUGAGUGAGCAAGAACUUGAAAAGGCUACAAGAACACAUGGAAAAGACAUUGUCAGGAUCACCAAGAACAAUUUGUUGCGGGUAUACCCCAAAGGUACACGCUUGGAUUCAUCUAAUUACGAUCCUUUCGUCGGAUGGAAGCAUGGACAUGGAGCUCAAAUGGUUGCGUUUAAUAUGCAGGGCUAUGGGAGGCCCCUUUGGAUUAUGCAAGGGAUGUUUAGAGCCAAUGGUGGCUGUGGUUAUGUGAAAAAACCUGAUUUUUUAUUGAGGGAAAAGGAUGAUUUUGAUCCUAGUGUGUCCUCGCCAGUUUAUAAAAUAUUGAAGGUGAAAAUCUACUCGGGGGAAGGGUGGCAUUUGGAUUUUCGCCACACACAUUUUGAUCCAUAUUCUCCACCUGACUUCUUGGUAAAAGUUGGAAUUGUUGGGGUCGAUGCUUGUGAAACCAGUAGAACACAGGUAGUUAAAAACAGCUGGCUACCGGAAUGGAACAAGGAAUUUAAAUUCGAAGUGGCUGCUCCUGAAUUGUCAGUGCUUGGGAUCGAAGUCAGUGACGAUGAUAAAUAUGGAAGUCCUGACUUCGCAGGCCAAACAUAUUUGCCUAUAUCGGAGUUGAGAACUGGUAUUCGAGCAGUUCCGUUGCAUGAUCGUAGAGGAGUGAGAUACAAGAGUGCAAGGCUUCUUAUGAGAUUUGACCUAAAAGACUCCCCAGAAUGUUCCGAGUGACAAAAAUCACGAGAUUGAUCGUCUCCGUUAGCGGAUUGAACCAGGGAGUCUAUGUAGAGGAACUAGUGUCUGUAUAUAUACAUAAUCAGGAUCCAAUUUAUUUAUUUUCAUAUUUUAAAUAUUAUUGGCUCGUGUUGAUCUGUUUUUACGUA
Molecule: messenger RNA, 2630 nt
Organism: Populus euphratica (Euphrates poplar)
Lineage: Eukaryota; Viridiplantae; Streptophyta; Magnoliopsida; Malpighiales; Salicaceae
Product: phosphoinositide phospholipase C 1-like
Exons: 10
Coding region: 724-2478 (584 amino acids)
Biological process (GO): lipid metabolic process; release of sequestered calcium ion into cytosol; phosphatidylinositol-mediated signaling
Cellular component (GO): plasma membrane
Molecular function (GO): phosphatidylinositol-4,5-bisphosphate phospholipase C activity
Source: RefSeq, a predicted model, not a curated record